This is a messenger RNA of Polyodon spathula (Mississippi paddlefish), 3253 nucleotides long. RefSeq lists its product as uncharacterized. The transcript has 7 exons. Lineage: Eukaryota; Metazoa; Chordata; Actinopteri; Acipenseriformes; Polyodontidae. The record is from RefSeq and is a predicted model, not a curated record. The coding region runs from base 1292 to 2869 and encodes 525 amino acids.
UUGAUUAAUUCAAGUCUGCUGUUUGUGGCGGGUGUUUAGCUGAGGGAACACGGACCCACUUCUCCAGUGCGCAGCGGCUUGAAACCUGGUUCCAGGAGACCUAGUCCGAGGCUGGCUCUAUAAAGCCCCAAGUCUCCCCCAGCCUGAAACCGGGUCUCCAAGCUACAAGCCACAGAGCGGCUUCGUGUACCUCCAGCUUCAGGGUUGAAAUAAUGAAGUUAUUCUUAACAUGGUGUCAUGAUGAUAAAGGUGUUCCCGUGAUGCAAGACAUCACCUUCUACAGUAAGUACAUUAUGACCAGAGUCUUUGAAAAGCAGGCAGCUUUUCAGAUAACGCCAGCACGUUUUAGAACAAACCUUUCAUUACAAACACUGUAAGGCGUUUGCAAUGUUAAUCCGGGUUUAAUGACUGACGAGAAUCAGCCAGGUGGCUAACUCCAAAUUAAUCGCCAUGGCAACGAAAGAAGCUGAAAUGUGUUUAAAUCUGUCGGUAGAUAACGGGACUCGGUCCCGUAGUGUUUUCGUGUUUCAAACCCAACCAUGGACGGUUUAAAUCGUUACUGUCCGUACCUAGUUUAUUUUAUACCAUUACUGUGGAACGCAGAAUUGCGCGUCAGUGUGCCCGAUAUGGAGGGUGUCGGGUCUUCAGUGGUUUGACGUUACCGUUGGACUAGGGGCAGGUAAGAUAUAAUUUAAAACAAAACAAAACAAACAAAAAAGAAGCAGUCGCACAGUUUCAUAACCGAGUUUAAGAAACGUGUAUAUAUUUGCUCAAAAGAGCCAACUUCCCAACGUUUCGUGUAUAUUGUACACAUUUGUGUUUGUAUUUGUCACUGUGGCUUAGUUAGGAGCUUGGCUUCAGGAGACUGUAGGUUUCCAGCCACUGCACGGCACACCUGGAGAGACGCGGGGUUUGAUACAGUGAAGCCGCCCCAGAUUAGGACUCCCGAUCACCUGAAGCGGGUUACAAACCGCUGUAAAAAAAAAAAAAGGGGGGGGGGGACACUUCGUGUGUUCCCUCAGUUUAAUGUUUUUACAAUAAGUAUCGGUAAAGAAAGAGAUAAUAGGGUUACGUUUUUUAUAAACACUUUUCACAAUGUAUCUUUGGAAUAAAAUUGCGCAAAUGCUUCAUUUUGCCUUGUGCAAAGUUGUGCUACACACACACACACACACACACACACACACACACCGCUUCCUUCCCGUGCUGACCAUGGGCCAGUUUUACACUUUACUAUGCCUCCUGUUUUUGUGUGUGUGUGUUUCAUUAUAAAGAGGAAGUCUGUAGCUCCUAGAUGAUAGCAGUGGUUACCCGGCAGGGUCGAGUCACUUGUGAAGAAGCAAAGCGCUCUUUGAACGGCGCUAUGCUGCGCUGGCUGCUCCUGCUGUUGGCUGUGCAGAGCCUCUUCACCCGGGCACCUGCUGCGGAACAGGUGGAGCCCGAGGUCCUGUAUUUUAACGGACACACCAGCGAGGUGGUUUUAAACGCAACGGGUCACCCGGCUGCUGCGGCGGUGUCCUGGGACUGGGGGUCCCAUGACGGGAGGGUCCGGAACGCCACGCUGCUUGCGGCUGAGUUUUCUGGAGGCGCUGUUCGUUAUUUCAACGACUCGGGUUUCAACGCAGCCUUGGAGUUCGGAGACUGUUGCGCCCUGAAGAUAAAGAGACCCGGGUUCGACAGCGCCGGGUCUUUCACCCUGAGACAAACCGCGCCCGCUUCCAGGAUUCUGGCUCGGUACGAACUGGUUGGCAUGAAAGUUUCUACAUCAUCUGAAAAUUAUAGAAGGACUUUUGAAGAUGUUACACUGCGGUGCUCGGCCUCUAAACUGUUACCGAACACCCUCAGCCUCGCGUGGAAAAGAGACGGAGUCUAUUUAGAGCAGAAGAGCUCAAUACUGCGGUUUGAUAACGCACUGUACUUCAUCAAGAGGCACGACUGCAAACCCACCUCAGCGCUUUACCUCUGCGAGAUGCAAUGCAGCGGGACAGUGCUGCAGAGUCAGUCCGUGCGCCUUUAUCCUAAUUUCCAUAUGAGAGGCAACAUUCAUGGAUUGCGAUCAAAGUUCUACAGAGCAAGUUUGCCGGAAAGUCAAUUUGUGAUACCAAUAGUAAGCCACGGUCACCGGCAUUUCUUUUCAUCCCUAUAUACAAUAUACUGGGAGCCACAAUCAUCACCUUAUGACCCGUCAGCAAUAGCGCACGUAGAUACAGUUGAAUAUGAUUUCAAUACAACAUCCGAGCACUUUGAAAACCGCACAUCCUUCAGCUUGGACCGCUAUGGCUAUGAGACAUCCUGUAUACAGAUUCAGCCGGUACUGUUUGAAGAUGCGGGAGAGUACACGGCCAGAGGAGACCAUGCAAAUUAUUACAGAGCAGAUGAGAUUAAUUACCGGCUAAUAACAAUCCAAGUCUCAGUGACUGUUGAAGGCAGCGGCGUGUCUCUGCACUGCACUGCCUCCAGCCUCCCGGCCCUGACCCGGCUGCUCUGGAUUGACUGGGAGGGCAGGGAGGCUGCGUCGGGGCAGGGGGGAGGCAGCAGGACCCUGACCCUGGAGGUACCUGCAGAUGCACCGCGAGGAGAGUGGACCUGUGCUCUGCUAGAAGGAGGAUUUCCAAAAGCAGUCUACCCUUACCAGCUGGACACCAGCACAUUCGUAGAGCUGUUGGAUGGCUGCUUCACUGACUCUGUGCUGUUCUGGGUGCUGGUGGGAUAUUUGACUGUUAAAACUGCAGCCUGUGUGGGGCUUUGUUUCUGCUUCAAGAAACUUCUCGAUAUCAAGGUGGAGAAGGAAAUGAGAACCAAGAGGCUCCGCGCUGGCACAGCAAGGGAUAACAAUUCCACCACGUUUUCAAUGCAAGUUUCUGGGGAGUGAAGAGCAUUCCUCCCUCCCUCUCCCUCCAUCCCUCUCUCUCCCUCUCCCUCCCUCUGUCCUUCCCUCCCUCUCUCCCUCCCUCUCCCUCUCCCUCCGUCCCUCCCUCUCCCUCCCUGUCCCGCUCAGGCAUUUCAGCUGAUGUGGAAGCAAGGCGCUGUUGAAAUCAGUGGUUUCUGCUCAUUUUCAUUUGAAGGCAGUCCAGCUGGAGGGGGUUCCUCCUCUGUGGUUGCAGUGUUUGUGUUGUGGAGUCCUGCAUUGGGGGUGCUGGUCCCUUUCCUGUUCCUCUGGCUGUUUCACUCGGCUCCAUAAUUGCUCGGUUUCUAUAUGCAGUUUAUGAAUGAAGUAUAGUAUAACACAAUCUGGAAUUUCAUAGUUUGUGCUUGU